UUCCAAUCCCCUCCAUAUCAUGUGAUUCAGGUGUUCCAAUCCCCUCCAUAUCAUGUGAUUCAGGUGCUCCAAUCCCCUCCAUGGACACAGGUGUAUACAAUCCAUCCCCUAGGCAUGCAGACGGCUUCUACAAACAUUGGUGAAAGAAUGGGUCACUCUCAGGAGCUCCGUGACUCCAAGCGUGGUCCCGUGAUAGGUGGCCACCUGGGCAAUAAGUCCAUCCGUGACAUUUCCUGGCUACUAAAUAUUCCACGCUCAACUGUUAGUGGGGGAUUAUAACAAAGUGGAAGCCACUGGGAACAACAGCCACUCAGCCACCAAGUGGUAGGCCACGUCACAUGACAGGGCGGGGGUCAGCGCAUGCUGAAGCGCACAGUGCGCAGAAGUCGCCCAACUGUCUGCAGAGUCAAUAGCUAAAGACCUCCAAACUUGGUGUGGCCUUCAGAUGAGCCCAAAAACAGUGUGUAGAGAGCUUCAUGGAAUGGGUUUCCAUGGCCGAGCAGCUGCAUCCAA
Molecule: messenger RNA, 513 nt
Organism: Staurois parvus
Lineage: Eukaryota; Metazoa; Chordata; Amphibia; Anura; Ranidae
Source: the annotation of a GenBank genome assembly